This is a messenger RNA of Phaedon cochleariae (mustard beetle), 1154 nucleotides long. Lineage: Eukaryota; Metazoa; Arthropoda; Insecta; Coleoptera; Chrysomelidae. The record is from the annotation of a GenBank genome assembly.
GAGCAACGUUAUUUUCAGCAUCACCUUUGAAGAAAGAUUACACAGUGACUUUGUGGAACCCAAAUAUUUACAUAUGUCCUGGUGAUUAAUAAAUUAAUCUCACAAGUGUAUGAGAAAAUUCGGAGGCGAUUUUACUAAAAUAAAUGUGUCACUGGAGUUUUUAUAGUUUGGCACAAGACCAUGAGUGUUGAACAGGCGUCUAUAAACAACUUCUGAAUCGAAAAUGUGAAUUUGUUGUUAUUGUUACCAAUGUCAUGCACUUACAUAAAUCAUCACAAGAAAAGUUCAAAAUAGUGAAUGCUGAAAAUACACCAAUAUGGCAAGUUUACCGUUUAUGAAAAGAAGGAGUUCCUCGAUCAAGAAAGAAUUUACAGAGAAAGAAUUGGAAGAACUGAAGACUGCAUUCGACUUACUGGAUAGAAAUCAAGAUGGAAAAGUUAACCCUGGCGAAUUGAAAAUAAUGUUGAAUAAUCUAGGAAUAGAAAUCAAGUAUGAGAAAGCUGAAGAAAUAAUCAGAGGCGCCAGCCAUUCAGGUGGCGAUAUCAUAGAUCAAAAUGACUUCCUGACUUUCAUCAAGCAAAUCCAGCAGCCAUCUCAUGGAGAUGUAGACGAAGACCUCACAGGUGACUUGACGGCAGCUUUCCAAGUCUUCGAUCUGGAUGGUGAUGGGUUCAUAUCCAGGGAAGAGUUGAAAAUUGCAAUGGACAUGAUAGGCGAAGAGAUUACCGAAGAUCAACUUGAUCAUGCCAUCGAAGUGGCAGACACCGAUAAGGAUGGUAGAAUAAACUAUGAAGAAUUCGUCAAGGUUUUGACAUCCUGAGUAAAUGGAUCGAGUAGAAAGAAAAUAUAUUAUGUUGUGAAAAACGAAUACAACUUGUUGACUUUAGAGAUUACUUUAUUUGAAUCAGAAUAUUUUAAUCUAACCUCAAAGACUGUGAUUUAUUCAAAUUAUGAGAUCAUUUUUUUCAUAACUGACUGAAUUUUGUGACCAUGAGUUCCAUUUUGGUCUCUUAUAAAUGAGUUUGGAAGGUAUCAAUAUUCAUUUCUUUGUAGUUGACGUAUUCAAUUUUGAUAAUGAUGCUUCCUACAAUAACUUGUUCGACUCGUAAAACUUAGUGAGUAUUGUGAUUAGAUUCAAAUAAAUUAUAUAUUGA